Molecule: messenger RNA, 1640 nt
Organism: Olea europaea var. sylvestris
Lineage: Eukaryota; Viridiplantae; Streptophyta; Magnoliopsida; Lamiales; Oleaceae
Product: 26S proteasome regulatory subunit RPN13-like
Exons: 12
Coding region: 503-1618 (371 amino acids)
Biological process (GO): ubiquitin-dependent protein catabolic process
Cellular component (GO): nucleus; cytoplasm; proteasome regulatory particle, lid subcomplex
Molecular function (GO): endopeptidase activator activity; ubiquitin binding; proteasome binding
Source: RefSeq, a predicted model, not a curated record
GCACCUCGUACGACGUGUAAGCCAUAUGUGCUUUUGAAAACGAUAUUCUUUACUUAUUUUGAGGUAUGACACUAUAUGGUUGCAAAUGCAAUGACCUAUCAAGCUAUCUUCUCUUCUUAUAUGUGCCUCACUAAAAGAUUCAUGAUCUUAUAUUCCUCCUUUGGAGAAGAACGUUUCCUGUUGCUUGGACAUUCAUUGUUGUUUAGAAAGUGGCAACAUGCUUUAUUAAGUUUGGCAAAUUUGGCUCGUUACUUGUUUGUAGGAGCAAGAAUAUAGGAUUUCACUUGCCAUUUUUUGGUAUGGGGUGUGUGUGGGUGUGGUGUUGUUGGGGUGAGGUAGGGUGGGGGUGGAGAAUGAGAUGAAGAUCGUAUGACAAGUUCAUAUUUCCUUAUUUAUUUUUUCAACAUAAGAUCUGUUCUAUUCCGAAGAUUAGGAGGGCCUAUGAUUAGAUAACAGUCCUUCCAUUGGACAGGAAAUAUUACUGGAGUUUCGUGUGGGGAAAAUGCUUAUGGAGGGAAACCGUGUUAUCCCUGAUUCUCGUAAAGGACUUGCUCGAAUUGGAAGGGGUGAAGAAGGGCUAAUCCAUUUUCAGUGGCUGGGCCGAUCUCUGACCUAUGACCAAAUUGUCUUUCCAGAUGAAGCAAUUUUUGAAAAGGUUAAUCAAUCUUCUGGAAGGGUUUACACCCUGAAGUUUCAUAUGGAUGACAGGAAGUUCUUCUUUUGGAUGCAGGAAACCAAAUCUGAAAGUGAUACACAGAUAUGUACCUCCGUCAAUUUGUACCUGAAUCAUCCUCCAGAGUUACUUGAUGAAAAGGAGCCUGACGCUUCAGUUCCUUCUUCAAUUUCCAAAGAUAUAGCUGAAGAAGAUAUUUCAUCAAGGGCUGGCAAUUUGGUGGGCCCAGGCAUGGAUGCUGAAGGAACUAGCGAAGUUACCUCUUCUGGACCAGUAAAAUUGGCAGAUCUGCAGAGAAUAUUAAGUAACAUAGGGUCAGCAGAUGAAGCAGGAGAUCCAGAGGCAGGCUUGGGAUUAGGUGAUAUUUUGAAGCCAGAAUUUAUAUUGCCACUUAUUGAUGAACUACCAUUGGAACAACAAUUGGCGUCAUACUUACCUGAGGGUCAAUGGACCUCGGAGGAGUUAAUAGAAUUGCUACAGUGCUCUCCAUUCCGCCAACAAUUAGAUUCAUUUACAUAUGUGCUGCGAACUGGUCAGAUAGAUCUGACUCAGUUUGGAAUCAAUCCAAUCAAAUACAAGCUCACUGUGCCUUCAUUUCUUGAGGCACUUGAAGAUUCUGUUUCUGAUGAGUCGGAGCAAUUGGGCAGUGAUUUAAGAUCUCAAACAUGCAACCGUGGUGAUCCUGGGACGAAGGCCAAUAGUACAAAACCAGUUCGAUAUGUCUACUCAUUUCUGAACAGCGGUUCACACUCGUUUUUUGGGAAACAAUGGAAAAUCGACUACACAGUUUGUUUUCUUUCUUUUGUCAUUUUGUGUUAUACCUAUUUUGCAAAAACCACUGCUGGACUUGUUAGUUUGUGGAGUAAGUGUUUUCUUUUUCAAUCACCAAGAUUGAAGAUUUGUGUCAUUGAAACAAGUGUUACAACAAUUUUUGAAAAUUUAUAAAAAUGUAUCCAUGACUAUGUGA